AGCGAAUAUCAUUUUUUGUAAUUCUUCACAAAGUACACAGUUUUGAAAGAUUACACCAGUGAUGCUUUGUUAAAUUUAACUGAACCAGUGUACAACAACUUAUUUUUACAGGUUUAAUAUUGGAUUUAAAAUGAGUAGUAAAAUUUCGGAAAAACACAUAUUUUUUUUUACGCUUAAUUACAACAGUUUUCUUCCACUCCCAACUUUAUCACCUUAAUUAUUUACAUUGCUCGAUUGGUACCCUCGUUUGACACUGAUUUGGUUCCUUUGGUUUCAUCUUUGCGCGACUCUAUAUUAUAAACAUAGACUCUGACCUUUAUAAUCAGACAUCAGACUAGAAUAAUUACAAAAUAGGAUGGAGAAUAAACAAAUUAAAACAAAGUUGCAGAAUCGUCCUGGUGGUGUUAACAAGGAUGCCUCGACCGUGCUGUUAGAUGGUUUUAUCAGAAAAAAAAGUUGCAAACACCAGGAAGUAAACGUACGCAAGAAAGUAUUUCUCUAUGGAAAUUAUGACCGGUAUUACGGAUAUCGAAACAUCCUGAAAACACCAGAAGAAGACGUUCGGUUAAUAGCAUUCGUUGCUCAUAAACAGCUAAUUACUGGCAAACAUAUACUGGAUAUUGGUUGCAACAAUGGGUCUCUUACUAUUUUAAUUGCACAAAAUUGCAAACCAGCCAGUGUGGUGGGAAUAGAUAUUGAUGGGGCUCUAAUAGGAAAUGCACGUCGUCAAUUGGCGGAAAAUCUAAAAUCAUGUAUGGUGAAAGGAAUCGACCCUACACCAUUGACAUCAGUUGAAUUUCGGAAAGCCAACUACGUCUAUCAAAAUCAAGAAUUGCUAAAUAGUGAGAAGCCUCAGUUUGAUGUUAUAUUAUGCUUGUCGGUUACUAAAUGGAUACACCUAAAUUUUGGAGAUAGCGGUCUAAAGUUGGCCUUCAAGCGUGUAUAUAGGCAGCUUCGAGAGGGUGGCAUUUUUAUUUUAGAAGCACAGCCCUGGAGCAGCUACAAACAAAAGAAAAAAUUGACCACCACUAUUUUCAGUAACUUUCAAAACAUUUUGCUUCGACCUGAAAGUUUUAACUCUUAUCUAACGAGUAGUGAAGUCGGAUUUAUUGAUUUUUUUGAACUUAAGGUUGCAGAGCAUUCAAUUAAAGGAUUUAGAAGACCAAUUUACGUUUUCCGGAAAUAGCGUUCAUGGGUACUUGUUAGAUGUUAUGUUAUUAAUUUUGUGUAAACUGUAUUUAUAUACUACGCGCAUUUCUUGCUAGAGAAUAAAGUCACUUAUUUUGUACAAA
Molecule: messenger RNA, 1292 nt
Organism: Wyeomyia smithii (pitcher-plant mosquito)
Lineage: Eukaryota; Metazoa; Arthropoda; Insecta; Diptera; Culicidae
Product: probable RNA methyltransferase CG1239
Exons: 4
Coding region: 356-1186 (276 amino acids)
Biological process (GO): snRNA modification
Molecular function (GO): O-methyltransferase activity; RNA methyltransferase activity; snRNA binding
Source: RefSeq, a predicted model, not a curated record